Molecule: messenger RNA, 4376 nt
Organism: Larimichthys crocea (large yellow croaker)
Lineage: Eukaryota; Metazoa; Chordata; Actinopteri; Sciaenidae
Product: transient receptor potential cation channel subfamily M member 4
Exons: 28
Coding region: 87-3878 (1263 amino acids)
Biological process (GO): calcium ion transmembrane transport
Cellular component (GO): plasma membrane
Molecular function (GO): calcium-activated cation channel activity; ligand-gated calcium channel activity
Source: RefSeq, a predicted model, not a curated record
UGGAAAACGGUCACAAUGAAAUCCUGAGGUCAGUUUCCUCUCUCUAUCUCUCACUGAGCCGGACAGAAAGGGGAAAAAACAACAACAUGAGAGACGGAGCUGGAGGAGAAGGAGGAGGCGGCGGCGGCGACGGAGGAGAUACAAUCUGUAACGUUAAAUCUGAAAAGGACCAGAGCUGGAUCCCUAAAAUCAUCAAGAAAAGAGUGUGCACCACCUUUGUAGAAGAUUCCUUCAGUAAUGGCGCGUUGUGUCAGUGUGGGGGUGCAAGAGAUACCCAUGCUUCUGUGGCUCUCGGCGACUACUUCAGCACAGCGAUUGUCAACCACUGGGACAGCGCCCAGCACUCCUCUGAAUACCCGACUGACGCCUUUGGAGAGUUGCAGUUUCCAGGGGCCAGUAAGAGGCAUAGCUAUUUUCUGCGUCUGUCAUGGGACACACCCCCGUCUAUGGUCUACACCCUGAUGACAGCCCACUGGGGUCUUCCCGCACCUAACCUGGUGGUUUCAGUCGUGGGCGGAGAAGGCAGGACAAAGUUGAAGACAUGGGUACGGGAAGUCCUCCGGCAGGGACUGGUGAAAGCCUCACAAAGCACAGGAGCGUGGAUCCUGACGGCAGGCUUGUGUGAAGGCGUUGGCAGGUGUGUUGGAGAGGCGGUGAGGGAUCAUGCCACUGCAGCCUCGUCUGUCUCCCUCAACAAGGUGGUGGCACUGGGCAUCGCUCCCUGGGGCCUAGUGCACAACAGAGAGCAAUUGGUCAACCCUCAGGGCAGCUUUCCUGCUAAGUAUUACGUCCAGAACAUGUCCAGGGACUCCUGCUGCCUCGAUAAAAACUACCAGGCCUUCCUGCUUGUGGACGAUGGGAGUGUGGGACGCAGAGGAGGAGAAACAGGGUUCAGAGCCAAACUGGAGGACUACAUCUCCCACCAGCGCACAGGCAUCUGGGGCAGCGGCAGCAUUGACAUCCCUGUCCUCUGUAUGCUGGUGUCAGGGGAGGCGAGCAUGUUGGAGAGGGUAGACCUUUCUCUGAAAAACUCCAUGCCCUGGCUGGUGCUGGCUGGAUCAGGAGGCUUAGCUGACUUCCUUAGUGACAUCUUGGAGAAUCUUUCCUCGUCCCCCACUGUCCAGUCUUCCAGCGAGGCGGAUGCCGAGGCCGGUCCCAGUGUGGAUCUGAAAGACAGAGUGGCAGAACGGGUUAAGAAGCACUUCCCCUUUGAAGCAGAGUCAGACAAACUAGUUGAACGGGCUCUGAGUAUUUACCAGAACAGGGACUUUAUCACAAUCUACCAUGGAGAGCAGGAGGGCCCAAAUGAUUUUGAUACAGUCCUGCUCAAAGCAUUGGUGGGAGCUAGUAAGCAGCGUGCGUCAGUCGAUGCCAGCCCUUACAAUGAAGAGCUGAAGCUGGCGGUCACAUGGAACAGGGUUGACAUUGCCAAGAGUGAACUCUUCAAUGGAGACAUCCACUGGAGGUAUGAAGACAUGGAAGACUCCAUGACAGAUGCCCUGAUCAACGACAAGCCUCAGUUUGUGCGUCUUUUCACUGAGAAUGGCCUCAACAUCCUUGACUACCUGACUUAUGGCAGGCUGGAAAGCCUCUACCGCUCAGUGCCUGAUGGGACAGUGCUUUACCAGCUGCUCCAACGCCGUCUGGUGGAGCGGCUAGGAACCGCAGCCCCUACACCCUCAAACGUAUCAGACAAAGUGGCAGCAGAGAAAAUUCAAAGUGGCCCAGGGACAGAGAUCACCCUUUUUGAGGUUGCAGGUGUGCUGGAACUAUUGAUGGGUGAUGUCUGCCAACCAUUUUACUAUGAUGCUUUGGGUUUAGAUAAGAUUUCAUCCAAAAGGAGAGCUCUUAGGCGUGCCAGUAAGCUGUUGCGUGGAGACUGCUUGUAUCGGGAGAUGCGCUGCCUCUUCCCCUGGGCUUCGCUCUUCAUCUGGGCUGUCCUUCAGAAUCGCAGUGAAAUGGCCACUUUCUUCUGGGAGAUGGCAGCGGAGUCUGUGCUGAGUGCUCUGAGUGGCUGCAAGAUUCUGAGGGAACUGUCAAAGUAUGAGGGUGAGACGGAGACCAAACUGACCAUGAAAGAGCUGGCCCAGAGUUUUGAGAACCUGGCACAUGAUGUGUUCAGCUCUUGCUAUCGGAGCAACGAGAGUCGCUCUUUCACCCUGCUGAUCAGAAAAUCUCCUGUCUGGGGUGGUACCACCUGCCUCCAGAUGGGCAUGGGUGCUGAUGCACGACUUUUCUUCAGCCACGAUGGAGUACAGUCUCUGUUGUCCCAGAUCUGGUGGGGUGACAUGAAGAGAAGCACAGAGGUGUGGAAGCUCCUGCUCACUUUCUUCUGCCCUCCCCUCUGCUACACCAAUCUCAUUUCCUUCAGGGAACAAGAAGAGCUUCAUCAAGAGGAGGGGAAGCCUAAUGAGGAUGGGCUAGGCAGGGACAGCGACAGCCUGUAUGGCACCACCAUCUUCUCCUUCUCGGACAUCAAGCACAUUGAAAAUGAUUCACAAGAACCAACCACUCCCAGGACGGCAACCAUCAAAGGCAUACCGCACUCUCACAGACCGCCAAAACGUCCGUUCAUAGUGUCAAGAUGGCGCCAGUUCUGGUUUGCACCAGUCACCUCAUUUUUGGGCAAUGUCUUGAUGUACUUCCUCUUCCUCCUGCUGUUUGCCUACGUGCUGUUGGUGGACUUCAAGCCCCCGCCGCCCUCUGGUCCAGCCAUCACAGAGUAUGUGCUGUACUUCUGGGUAUUCACAAUCGUGUGUGAAGAGAUCCGGGAAACGUUCUUUUUGGGGACGAUGACUUGGCGUCAGAGGAUCAGAGUGUACAUUCAAGAUGUGUGGAACAAGUGUGACCUCAUUGCCAUUACGCUGUUCAUCAUAGGACUUAUCUGCAGGAUGUUCAAGUGGUCUUAUGAGUUUGGCCGGGAUGUCCUGUGUGUGAACUACAUGGUCUUCACCCUCCGUCUCAUUCACAUCUUUGCCAUUCACAAACAGCUGGGACCAAAAAUUAUCAUUGUUGGCAAGAUGAUGAAGGAUGUCUUCUUCUUCCUCUUCUUCCUGGGGGUGUGGCUCAUGGCAUACGGAGUAGCCAAUCAGGCUUUGAUUUACUCCUACGACCCACGCCUGGAUCGCAUCUUCCGCCGUGUUUUCUACAGGCCGUACUUGCACAUCUUUGGACAGAUCCCUGUGGAAGAGAUGGAUGUGGGGAAACAGUGGGACAUGCCGUGCACAGACAAUGUGACAUUGAUUCAGAACGGUGAGGAGCCAUGCAGAGUUCUGUAUAGUAACUGGCUGGUGGUAAUUCUGCUGGUUGUCUAUCUGCUGGUCACCAACAUCCUGCUCAUCAACCUGCUCAUCGCCAUGUUUAGCCAUACCUUCUCUCAAGUCCAGGCAAACAGUGACAUCUACUGGAAGUUCCAGCGCUUCAACCUCAUUGUUCAGUACCACUCCCGUCCUUCCCUGGCUCCUCCUUUCAUCAUCCUCUCUCACAUCAAUCUCUUUAUAAAGAGGAUCAUCCGCAAGGUGCCUUCUAUCAAGAUCCAUCACUUUGUGUUGCAGUUAAAAGGGAAAGCAGCCAACAGGCUAAUGACGUGGGAAACCAUUCAGAAAGAGGACUUCCUAACUGCCCAGAACAAAAUCCAGAAAAGCAGUGACUCAGAGAGGCUUAAACGGAUGUCUUCCAAAGUGGAUGGUGUGAUUAAACAUCUGAGUGAAAGCAGAGACUUUGAGCACAGACUGAGGGCUCUGGAAAAUGAGAUGGAGUAUUGCUCAAAAGCUCUCAGCUGGAUUGUGGAUACUAUGGCGCAAGGCAGCACGUUCAAACCUCCCCGCCCUCCGCCUACUUUAAGAGAUGCUUUCCCGUCUUCUUCGAAUUCGGCCUGACUUAGCUUUAUUGAUGCCUUUACUUGCUCAGGAUCUGUAAUACAAGAAUUCAAUUUGCUGCUUUUAUGCCACCAACACACAGUCUUACUGUUUGCCAGCCACAUUCAUCACUACACUCAGUUCACCAAAAUAAAAGGCUCGACAUAUUAAAAGAAAAAAUAGCAGCAAUCACUACUUGUUACAGUAUUGAACAAAUACAAAUGCUGAUAUUUUAGUGUGCAAUUGAGCUUAAACAAAUGCCAAAGAAAAAUAUAAGUAUUUAUAAUGUGGCUAUAUAUAUUGAUAUUUUAUUUGCCAAUACUUAUAUCUUUAUUUCUGUACGUUGACAGAUGGAAUUCUUUUUUAAUGGUUUUUACUAUUGACUGUACUUUGUUUUAUUAUAUUGUGUUUUUUUGUUUUUUUAACUGUUCUAUUGAAAUUAUAAUGUUGUUUACAGGGAUUACACUCAGUGCACAUUGUUAUACUUUUGUAUUCAGUUAGUUUUUGGCAAAAUGUUUU